CGUUUGUACACUCAAAUGAGCGUAUUAAUGGAACGUAGCAGUCUUUCUUCUGUGUCGUGUUACUAUAGCAACUUUUUAAUCGUAUUUCAAUGUAAACAAUAACUCGAUCAAAUCUAGAAUGAACGAUCCAGUUUCAUAGUAAAAAUUUAUCGUUUUAUCAUUUGUCGCUUUGCAAUAAAAACAAAAAUAGAACGCCAAAUUAAACAUGCACUGACCGAUUUAAGUUACAUUUUACAUUUAAAAUCGAUGUCGUAGACAAUUUUCAGCGAAAGCAAGUGAUUCAUUUCCGCGGGAAAUUAAGACAAAUCGUUUAUAGUUGUGUAUCGUAUUUGUAAUUUUCACUUGAGAUCGAAGAAAUGCGUGCUAUUCCAAAAUGGGUGGAGAAGAUUGGCCAGGAAGGUGAAGAUAAAGAGCAAGCCGGAAUUCAUUCAAUUUGCUUUCAUCCAGAGGGUAUUCAACUGAUCGUUGCUGCAUGUGAUAAAGUUUUGGUCUAUGAACCAAAUGAAGGCACUCUUAUCGAAACGUUGACUGGACACAAAGAUACAGUUUAUGCUGUAGCAUAUGCACAUGAUGGCAAAAAAUUUGCAUCCGGUGGUUCCGAUAAAUGUGUCAUCGUUUGGUCCAUCAAACUCGAUGGCAUACUAAAAUACUCUCAUAGCGAUUCGGUUCAGUGUUUGGCAUUCAAUCCAGUGUCACAUCAAUUGGUAUCUUGUACACAAUCGGACUUUGCAUUUUGGUCGACCGAACAAAAGGCCGUACAAAAAUUCAAAGUUACAUCGCGAAUAAAUUGUUGUGCAUGGACAAAUGAUGGACAUUAUCUGGCAUUGGGAAUGGCAAAUGGCACGGUUUCCAUUCGAAAUAAGGCGGGCGAUGAAAAGGGAAAAAUCGAACGACCUGGUGGCACAAAUAGUCCAAUCUAUGGCAUUUCAUUUGAUCCAAUAAGCGCUGGAAAUAUAGACAUUCUAUGUAUUGCCGAUUGGAAUCAAACAAUUUCAUUUUAUACACUUGGCGGACAGAGUGUUGGCAAAGGACAACGUGCACUUGGUUUUGAUCCAUUGAAUCUCAGCUAUUUUCCGGAUGGUGAAUUCAUUACGGUGGCUGGAUGCAAUAAAGCCGUACAAUUAUUUACCAAAGAUGGCAUUCGACUUGGAAUGUUAGGUGAAGUUCAUGAAUCAUGGAUUUGGACAACGGCCAUUCAUCCAUUUGGAUCAUCAAUGGUGGUUGGUUGUCAAGAUGGUACUCUCGCCUGUUACAAUCUCGCCUUUAAUACGGUUCAUGCACUAUACCGUGAACGAUAUGCAUUCCGUGAGAAUAUGUGCGAUAUAAUAAUUCAGCAUUUGGUAUCGGGUCAAAAAGUGCGCAUAAAAUGUCGAGAUUUGGUGAAUAAAAUUGCAAUUUAUCGAAAUCGGUUGGCUGUUCAAUUGCCCGAACGUGUUGUUUUAUACGAACUAAGUUCGGCUGAAAAUCAGCCAAUGCAUUAUAAGGUGAAGGAGAAAAUUGGCAAAAAAUUUGAAUGCAGUUUGCUCGUUGUGUGCUCACAACAUCUCGUCUUGUGUCAAGAGAAAAAAUUGCAAAGCUUAGAUUUUUCGGGUGUAAUGCAACGCGAAUGGGUUUUGGAUAGUUUUAUUCGUUAUAUUAAAGUAACCGGUGGCCCACCUGGCCGUGAAGGACUAUUUUUGGGCUUGAAGAAUGGCCAAGUGUGGCGCAUUUUCUUGGACAAUUCGUUGCCAAUGUUAAUUACAACGGUUCUAUCGUCGGUUCGAUGCUUGGAUUUAAAUUCAACGCGUACCAAAUUGGCUGUGGUCGACGAUGCUGGCCGAUUGAUUGUACGUGAUUUGAUCAAUGAUAAUAUGUUGUAUCAGGAUAGUGGAGUUAAUUCCGUGUCAUGGAAUACAAAUUUAGAAUCGAUGCUGUGUUAUUCUCAUACAACCGGUGGUAUAAGUGUUCGUGUUGGUACAUUGCCCCCUCGAAGCCCACAGACAAUGCUUGGCGUUGUCGUUGGUUUGUGUGGUGCCACAGCAUUUUGCCUUCGCGGUAAUAUGAUGAAUAACGUUUCAUUGUCAUUGGGAUCAACUAUGUGGCAGUUUAUUGAAGCCGGCCUUUUUGAAGAAGCAUAUCAGGUUGCAUGUUUGGGUGUUUCGUCAUCAGAUUGGGAGGGAUUGGCGCAAGCAGCCGUUGAUGCCCUUCAAUUAACCGUAGCUAAGAAUGCAUAUGUUCGUGUUCGAAAUUUACCAUGGCUCCAGCAUAUAAACGAAAUCAAAGAGCGUCAAAAGCGUGGCGAUGUGCCAAAAGAAAUUUUACAAGCGGAAAACUUGGCAUUUGCUGGUAAAUUCAAGGAAGCCGCCAGAUUGUAUCAGAAGAAUGGCUAUAGCAAUAAGGCAUUGGCAAUGUACACAGAUUUGCGAAUGUUUGAUUUGGCGCAAGAAUUUUUGAAAGAAGGUGAUUCAUCCGAUCGCAGAGAAUUGGUUCGUAAACGUGCCGAAUGGGCAUGUUCUGUUCAUGAACCAAGAGCUGCAGCUGAAUUGUUAUUAAGUGCCGGCGAACAUGAACGAGCCAUUGAAAUUGUCACUGAACAAGGAUGGGCUGAUGUACUGUAUGACAUUGGUCGUCGAUUGAGCCAAAGCGAUCGAAUCGCAUUGAAUUUGGUAGCAACGAAUUUGAGAAAACUACAAUCCUUGCCGUUGGCAGCUGAAAUCUAUAGAAAACUUGGUGAAGAAGCACAGGUUGUUCAAUUGCAUGUUGAAUCACGUGACUGGACCGAAGCAUUUCGUUUGGCAGAGAAUUUACCACAAGUACUACAAUCAGUGCAUAGUCAGCAUGCACAAUGGUUGGCCGAAUCGGAUGAAUUUGUUAAAGCGCACGAGGCCUACAUUCUUGCUGGUCAACCAAAUGAAGCAAUCAAACUGUUAAAUAGCUUAACCGAUUGUUCGAUUUCCGAAAAUCGAUUUCUGGAUGCAAGCUAUUACAUGUGGCUUCGUGCCAGACAAUUUCUUAAAUCAUUGCCAAAAGAUGAACCAAUAUCAAAUGAAGCAUUAGUGAAAUUUGAAUGUUUACAUCGACUUUCAACGAUUUACUAUGCAUAUGCAACGAUUCACAACUAUUUGUCGGAACCAUUUACGAGCUACUCAGCGCCAGCGCUGUUCAAUUCGAGCCGAUUUGUGGCCAAUCAAAUUGGCGCUGAUAAUGGACUACCACCGAAAGGAAUUAGUAUGUUUGCUGUCUUGUACACAUUGGCUAAACAAGCCAAAGAGUUAAACUACAAGAAAUUGAAUUUACAAGUCAAUAAUCGCAUUCAAAAGUUACGCGUUCCAACUGCUUUACAAGAACAAGUCGAUAUCAAUUACAUUGCAAGUCGAGCGUGCCCAGGUGGAUUCAACGAUCCCGAAGACUCCUUGCCAAUGUGUUACAAAUGCUCAAACUAUAACUCACAUCUGCGUGGAAAUCAGUGUCCGUCGUGUCAACAUCCUUACAUUUUCUCUUUUGUUUCAUUUGAAAUCUUACCGCUGGUGGAAUUCAGUCAUGAAGACGAUAUUCCAGAUCAAGAAGUUGAGCGACUCUUAUUAGCACCGCCAAAGACAAAUACGGAAUCAUUAGAUCCAUUUGUUGAUACAAUGAUCAAUGAAGAAGUAUCAGAUAUUUUACCCUUAACAUUGGAUCGUGAUGCAUUGCGCGCAUUGGAUCCAACAACUGUACUGAUUGCGAAAUGGCCCCCACCACUUAAAACGAGAUAUUAUAGAAAUUUAAUGCCUGAAUGGCAAAUUAGCAUGUGUCCUGAAUGUUUACAGGUAUUUCACUCUGAAGACUUUGAACUACAGGUUUUGCAAAAGGGCUAUUGUCCAUUUUGUCGCACGAAUUCUGAGAUUUUACUGAAUUAAGCACCUAUUUUAUAUUGUGAUUUUAGCAACAAAUCCGUCCACAUAAUUAUUCGAAAUUUUCGAAUCGUUUAUUGAGAUUAAAUAAUGAAAUAAAUAUUGAAAUUAUAACAA
Molecule: messenger RNA, 3986 nt
Organism: Contarinia nasturtii (swede midge)
Lineage: Eukaryota; Metazoa; Arthropoda; Insecta; Diptera; Cecidomyiidae
Gene: Oseg1
Product: intraflagellar transport protein 122 homolog
Exons: 12
Coding region: 357-3875 (1172 amino acids)
Biological process (GO): protein localization to cilium; non-motile cilium assembly; intraciliary retrograde transport
Cellular component (GO): intraciliary transport particle A; non-motile cilium
Molecular function (GO): protein binding
Source: RefSeq, a predicted model, not a curated record